Messenger RNA from Styela clava, 1859 nucleotides. RefSeq names its product protein SCAI-like. Gene Ontology annotation, biological process: DNA-templated transcription. NCBI's taxonomy places the organism in Eukaryota, Metazoa, Chordata, Ascidiacea, Stolidobranchia, Styelidae. Gene Ontology annotation, molecular function: transcription corepressor activity. The record is from RefSeq and is a predicted model, not a curated record.
ACUUUGUCAGAUUUUGGUUCGAGAUUUAAAUGGGUCCAAUUUCUUUUUAUAACAGAUUUGAGUUCUUUUGUUAUUGUGGUCUUGACAUAAUGAUGGAAACUGUGCCUCCGACUCCCACAGCUGAAGAACGAAAAGUAGUUCAGGAAUUUGGUGAUUUAUUGGAAGCUUCUAAAAAUCUUUUCAAUGGACUCCGAGAUCUACCUCAAUAUGGGCAAAGACAAUGGCAACCAUAUUUUGCCAGAACUUUUGAGACAUAUACAAAGUUGUGGAAAUUUCAACAAGAAAACAGACUGGUUUUAGACAGUGUAUAUGGAUUAAAACGAUGGCAAAUAGGUGAAAUUGCAUCAAAGAUUGGGCAAUUAUAUUAUCAUUACUACCUACGAACGAGUGAAGCGAAUUAUCUAAAUGAAGCCUACCAUUUUUACUCUGCAAUAAGAACAAGGAAUUAUUACAAAAAUGCACACAAGGAAGAAAGUUGUUCUGAUCUAUUGUUGAAGAAGCAUCGAUAUUAUGCGAGAUUCAUUGUUGUUUGUUUAUUACUUGAUUACAAGCAGGAUGUUUAUAAUCUUGUAAUGGAUUUCUCUAAACAAGUAGAAGAACAGAAGCAGAAUCUUGAAAACAAUGGGCAGGAAUGGACGCAAGUAGUUUCAGAAAUAAAAGCUUUUCUUGACGCAGAACCAGUUGAAGUUUUGAAAGCUGAAACUUAUCAAAAAUGUGAUUUAAGCAUGAGACUUUGUCCUGGAAUAUUACCUCCACCAGAGAAAGGUGUACAAGCCCAUGUUACUCUUGGUGAUGCCAUCAUUGUAGGAAACUCACCUUCACAACUUAAAUUCUCUGAGUUAACGAUCGAUAUGUUCAGAAUGAUACAGGUUCUUGAAAGAAAACCAGUUUCGCCUAAAGAUUCUCAAAAAAAUGAUAAAACCAUCCCAACUAAUGAAAAUGGCAAAACUCAACUAAAACGAGACAAUCCUCACAAAUAUCUUUUGUAUCGACCAACGUUUUAUCAACUUUUUACGUUUGUAUCUACUGCUGUAAAGGAGCUACCACCUGGUCAAGCACUGCUUUUGUAUAUUUCGGCUCAUGGCACUAAACCGAAUCGACCACAAGACCCUGGUGGGUACGAGUAUGGAGGAGUGAUAACGAAUGAUAGAAAAGAUGAAGGCAAUGUCUUAACAAAACUGUCACCAAAAAAGACUUCAACGUUGAUAAAGAAUAUGCACUGUCUACAUCCUGGCGAUUUGAUUCCUUUUACAAGAAAACCAUUGCUAAUUAUAAUAGACAGCGACAAUUCACGAUCAUUCGCUGAAAUGCCGAAUUACUUUGGACAACCUUUCAUUUGUUUGAUGAGUCCAGAAGAACUUCCUGCUGCGAUGAAAGAUAAUUUUGAAAAUGGACGUCUCCUCACAUUAUUCCUAUAUUCACCGGUAUUUGCAUUCAUGCAAGUAUGUGGUGUCAAUCAGACAUCUGACAGAGUUUAUGAAACAUGUUCACAAGUUGUUCAUAAAGCUCUUGAUGAGUCACAAAGGGCAUAUUUAAGGUCCAGGAUAUUGGAUCAUGGUUAUCUUCAAAUAUUUGGUGAUGAUUUUCUCAGGUUGAUUCUACUGCGAUUUGUAUUUUGUUUCUGUGUCUUACGACUUCAUAGAGCUUUCAAGGAUGAUUCCUAUUAUCCUUCAUCCCAUCCUGAAUUACCUACAGAAGAUUUUGUUGGAAAUCCUGCAAUAAAUAAAGCAAUUGUAGAUAUGGCAGAUGUUCUUGGUGUCCGGACUUUAUUUUUGGAUGCCGAUGGUCGUUGAUGUUGCAAUCUUAGGAACUUUUUUUUUACAUUUUUGAAAUAGAAUAUAUUUUUAUAGGAAUUUUAA